This is a messenger RNA of Solenopsis invicta (red fire ant), 6702 nucleotides long. Its product is annotated as neuroglobin. NCBI's taxonomy places the organism in Eukaryota, Metazoa, Arthropoda, Insecta, Hymenoptera, Formicidae. The transcript has 3 exons. Bases 378 to 962 code for a protein of 194 amino acids. Gene Ontology annotation, molecular function: heme binding; oxygen binding. The record is from RefSeq and is a predicted model, not a curated record.
AGAUCUCUCUCUCGCAGAGGAGACGUGGAGUUAUCGGAAUAACGCUGUUUGUCCGGAGCGUAUUUUUACUGCCGUUUCACGAUUCGAGAGAAAGCAGGGUUCAGUCUUCGUAUUAUCAUCGAUCCCCAACGACUCGUCGGUAUAUAGGUAUACCUUCGUUCUCAUAGUGUAGUGCAAUCUCUCGUUCUCGUCGAUGCGGCGGGAACUACGACGGAAGUGGCAGGGAGCGGAAACGAUAUCGAAACCGAACGCGGGGUGCUGCCGCGCGAUCUGCGGGUUUCGUGGCGCGAGGUGGUGAUCGUCCCCCGUUGUGGGUCGCCUCGGUUAGUGUCUUCCGCGACUCGGGGGGUCGCGCCCGGGACUAGGCUCGCCGCAACAUGGGCUGCGAACUUAGCAAACUGGCCUCCUCGAAAUCGCGAAAUCAAGCCGGAAACGAUGGCUCGUCGCCGCCGCCGCCGCCGGCCGCCACGGAUCCCCGACUUCCGCUCACGGCUAGGCAAAAAUUUACGGUUAUCGCCAGCUGGAAAGCGGUCUCCAGGGCACUGGAGCCCACGGGUAUAUACAUGUUCAUAAGGUUAUUUGAAGAAAACGCGGAACUGCUAAAUAUGUUCACGAAAUUUCGGGAUCAAAAGACAAAAGAGCAGCAGUCUACGAGCAUGGAACUGGCCGAGCAUGCGAAAACGGUCAUGUCCACUCUCGACGAAGGUAUCAAGAGCCUGGAUGACAUGGACGCGUUUCUCACGUACCUUCAUGAAGUCGGGGCCUCUCACACGAAGAUCCCCGGCUUCAACCGGCAAUACUUCUGGAAAAUCGAGAAACCGUUUCUGGACGCGGUGGAACGCACGCUGGAGGACCGAUACUCGGAAAAUGUGGAGAACAUCUACAAGCUGACGAUCAAGUUCAUCAUCGAGACGCUGAUCGACGGCUUCGACAAGGCGCAGAGUGACAAGGCCAAGUCCUAGUCGUCCUAGUCCCGAGGAUCCGGCACGCACGCGAUCGCCCUCGAUCCUGCGAGAUGUUGACCGCCCCCCCAGGUUGGCUCGGUUCCCCCGACGCCUGGAACGACGGCAGAAAGCCAGCCGUCGCCGAUUCUUGAGAAGACGACGACGGGGACAAUCGUCGUCCUCGCGUUGGUUCGCGCGACGCCAACACACGUGUCGUCGCGGCUGCGUUUCUCCGCGGAUCCCCGAGAAACGCGAAAUGCGAGCGCGUGGCGCGUUCUUACGCCGUCUCGCCCUCGCCGGCCUGAGAUCUUUUUCCCCCUCGAGCGGGUCUCGCCAUUGAACGUCUCCGGAUAUUAAGAACACGAGUCCCGAGUCAGUCCCUCGGGAUCUCGAAUACCGCGCCGCAACGCGAAGCGAAGCGAAAGAGCCGCGCGGCUCUCCCGAUGGUCGAAGGGUUCUUUCUUUUUAUCUGUUCGAUUUACGAUCAGUGUUGAUUGAAUUUGCGAUUACGCAGAUAAAAGCGAGUCUGAACGACACGAAGGCCCAGGAAACGUAUGGAGACGUUUGAAAGCGUCCAAAGUUUUCGAUCUUUUUUCUAAAUGUCCUCGCGACAUUAUUUUUUACCAAUAUCUGAAGGUACAUUCUAUUCGUAUAUUUAUUUGAGAAUGAAAACGUGACUGAUGAUUUAAAAUGUAUUUAUUUUUUUGCAUUUAUAGCAACAAAAAUUACAUUUUUUUUUUUUUAGAAAGUCCAUAUGAGAUCUCGCGAAUGUCGAUCUUAAUUGUAAGUUUAACCGAUUCUUCGCCCCCUUCUAAUGCCAAUAUCGGGAAAGGGGCGAAGGAUUAAACUGAGAUUAAAGCGUAUCAACGGCGGGUGAAACCACCCUGUUAAUUGCUGUAAUUCGAAGUUUAUCUGGAAUCUACCCGGGUGAUCGACCGGCUUUUUGGCUUUUUACGAACGGUGCCAAAACAUUGGAUAAAAUUGGCUUUCAGCAGUGAGAUUUGCCUCGAGUUCUAUGAAUUGUAUGUUUUUUUUUUGCAUGCAAACAUUGUCUGCGAAUGGGCAAAUUCCGGGACAAAACGAGCAGGUUCCGCGAAUGGAAUACUACGUGCUUUUGUGAAUUUAUCAAAUUUGCGCCACGUUAUCAGAGGAAGACACUUCAACUCGUUCUGUUAUUAUUAUUUGUUUGUUGUUUCAAUGGAAGUUUAUGUUUCAUCUCGCAUUGCCUUUCGCAUGAAACGCAAUACAUUGUAAAUGUGUGGUGGCAUGUUUUUUGGGAGAGGGAGGGGAAAAAGCGCCAGCAUUCCACUGGAUGCUCUUUAAUCGAGUACAAACGAGUAUCUUCGGAUGAAAGUAGAUCUCAAAGAGUUUGCGAAUUCGAGUACAUUAUCUAAUUUUAUUUAUCGUGUCGCGCGCGUGUACAAGCAAACAUCUAUUUUUUUUUCCUGUCGUCUCUACUCAUCUUCUACCCAUCAUCGUUCGCUAUUUAUUUCCCUUCGCCGACGAGAUAGGCUUCCUCUAGUUUUAAUACGGUUUAACAGGAGCAAAACGUAAAGUGACACACGUCGUUAUUGAUCAGACACAGAAUUAGAAGGAGGGAGGUGGGAGAGACGCGUUUCUCAUCCACGAGAGUCCGAUCUUAAGAGGAUUAAUAAAACGUAACUUUGGUCAGCUAUAUGAUAGCCCUCUGCUCGCCGUGAGGUCGGAAUAGGCCGAAAUGAAAGUUCGUAUUACGGCGCCAUUACCAACAAAAUAAGGUUCGACCGGCCGCUAAUGCUCGCCGCACACGACGCAAACGUUUUAAGAGUCUAUUACGUUGCGCGAGCUUUCAUUAACUUCUCAUGAGCGCCAUAAAAACCACCUAAUGCGUAGCAGAUAACGACGUUUCUUUCGUCAAGCGCGUUCCCACACACAAUUAACCGCGAGUUUACGAUGUUAAGCGCGAAAGAAAAGAUGUUUCUCCGUUCAGUCCUCUUUUCACGCGUUUUUCACGUCCAAAGGCCUUUUGCGGAUAACGAUUAUUCAUUCUACUAAUAGCAUUAAGCCGCUUUCACUCGCGCGGGACGUAAAGUACUUCGGCUUUUGAGGGUAUCGUAGCUCGCGGGGUGAAAAAUUCUCAGCUCUCCCUCUCUCUUUCUCUCUGUCUCUUGCGGUCACAUAAAUCUCAUAAAAUUCAAUGAAUCGACAAAAAAAAAUUUGCAUCGUUGCGCGUAGCAGAUCGAUAUUCGCACUCGAUUGAAAAAAAAAUCGCUCAAGUCCGUGCCAUUUAACGCCAACCAAUGUUUGCAAACGGCCCUGUACUUCGCGUUCAGUGAUUCGAUCUCGAUUCGAUUAUCUCGCCGAGGAGUUUCUCCCUUUUUCAAAUUGGUCGCCGUUCGAUGCUGUUGUAAUCUAUACAUUGCGCAAAUUACCAUCAUUUGUAAAAUAGUAUCGCUAGAGUUUCAAGCGAACGGACGGAUUGCCCCGAGGUAAUCCGCGCGAACUUCGCAGGUUUGAUGUGAUACCGCGAUAUAUAUCUUCUGCGGAGAGAUCGUGUAACUCUCUCGGCGAGGGUCUCAAAUUGAUUAAGAAGUUACACAUACCUUCUCGAUGCUGACGAAUUACCGAUUUUUGAACAUUUUUUUUUAAAGGCUAAUAAAUUUGAUAUAAUAUUUACAAAAAGGACAUGUUUUAUUGAUUAUAUUAUUAAUGUGUACAAAAAAUAAUUUCUUAAAACUAUUUUGACUUAUUUAAUUGGACUUUUACUAGGGUUGCUCUUGGACCCACCUCUUCAAGUCCUUUUCAAUCUUUUUUUGAUGAAACAAGUUUUCACUUGUGUUAAAUGCAAUUCUCUUGAAAACUAUUUAAAAAAAUUUUUAAUUACAACAAUUUUUAUAAACAUUCAAAGACCGCAAAAUUUGUCGAAAAAAAUCGAAUUUUUUUUAUAUGUUAUAAUUUUUCAAUUUUUUUUUAAUUUAUAAAUUUCAGCUUGUCAAGUCUUAAUGACGUCAUAAUUAUUUUUCUUGUUUUCGUUUAUUUUACAAAGUAUAAGUAUAAAUACUGGAAGGGUGUUAUGUCGAACGGCCCGAAAGCGGCCUCAAUAAAGGUUCAUUUUAAUUAAAAUCGUUUUGAAAAAUAAUUUUUUUAUACAUUAUACAUAACAAUCAAAUUAUUCUUUUUUGCAGAUAUCAAAUUUAUUUGUUAAUUUUUAAAAGAAAUUCCCAAAAAGUAAUCAUUUUUCAGCGUCGAGAAGGUAUGCGAUCUCUUAAUAUAAUAAACGAUUAAAAAAUGAUUAAAAUUAAUAAUUUACUGUGAUAAAAUUAAUAUAAUUUAUAUUUUUUAAUGCAUAAUCCGCUCCUUUAGUUUGGCAAUAGUCUAUAUUUAAUUUGACAGUAGUCUGCCGGUGCAAGAUACGCCAGCAUUUUAUAUCCGCAUUGAAGCCGCAAAUACGGGGGUUUGGGUUCAUCGGUUUCAUACGCGUUUCCCGACUCUCAAUAUGCGCUCGAUAAUUGAUACAAGCGCGGCGGCGAGCGACGACGGCGGCCAGUCAAUCGACGCUGCCGACUGCUGCCUUUUAUUCGCGGUGGCCUUGGAUUACAUAAGUCUCGCAAGGUACCCUCCCGCAAUGCGAGGCCGAAUGCACGUGAAUGCAAAUGUUCAUUGUCUCGAAACGGGGUCGCGAAUUUAAUCGUAAAAACGGCGCGAGGACAUCACCUCGCCUUUACGCGUCCUUACGCGCGACGAAAAUUCGUUUACCUAAUUUCGCAGAAUUUGUCGCGCUCGUCCGUCGUGUGGACUUGAAACGUCAUUAAAAAUUCGUGGAGGCAUCAGGGAACUCAUUGCGGUAAUCUUUUUCAAUUUUUUCUGCGCGAUGUAACUUGGAUUUUGAUACACCACGUGUGCGGCGACUGACGUUUUAAUGAAAUAACAACUAAGACGUUUGACCUUUUCAUACUAUUUUGUUGAUUUAACUAGUAGGAAGCUGUGACGGUCAUCGAUGAUCGACAAUACUGCACUAAUGUAACUUACUCAUUUAGAGUAAAAUAAGCGACGGUCGAUAAUUAAACGAGUAUACUUGUCAGAAAAUGCGCUUAUAUUUCGCGCAUAAUUGGACGCACAAUUUUUCAGUUCUCGCAAAGUCGUUCGAAGCUUGCAAAAUGACGAUAUCUGUCGAAUUUAAUCUUGUCAAAUGUUUUCUUUUUAAUUAUCUAAUUUUCUCGAAAUUAUUAGGGGAAAGUAAUGUCGUUUUUAUAAAUAAUGUAAACAAUAUGAAGAUGCCUUAGUAUAAUUUAUUAUUUAUUCAAAAUAAUAAUAAUAAGAUCGUUCCUUAUUUAUUAAUUUUUUAAUUCCUGUCUUUCGAAGAAGCUAACCGGCUUUGAUUUUGUAACGUGACAAUAAUCGACCGUAUGUGGUUGUAACAAGUGCAACAAAAAAUUAGAGAAUUACGAUGAAAAGUACUCUCUCAUCCACCGUAUUCGCCUCAUCGAACUAUAUACUUUUUUCGAUCAUUAGAGCACUUCUUACGAGAGAAAAGCUUUAUAAUAGCAAAUAAUGUUCGAUUCGCCUUUAUCCACAUGUUUCAUGUCAAAACCGGUAAGCUUCGUCGAGAAACAAAUUAAAAUAUUAGUAAAUAAGUGAAUGAUUAUUGGAGGAAAUAAUGGCGAUUAUUAUAUUACUGAAUAAAUAACAAAUUAUAUUAACAAAAUCGCAUGCUGUUUAUAUUUUUUACUAUUUAUAAAAACGGUAUUUAUUUUCCCUCUGAUAAUGAAAUUAAAUCACAAAAAAUCAAAAUGCUUACCGCUAUUAUUGAAACAAAUUUGUGUACGUUAGUUACACAAACGGUUUAUCAAACUCUCGUUGAACAAAAAAAUGACAAAUCUUGAUACUUCUACGCUAGAAAUAUAUUUAUAUAUAUAAUACGUUUGCUGCGAGAUAUGUUUCAUAUUGCAUGUAAAUGAAGACAUUUACGUUCUAUUAUCUUACCAUCUCUAUUUCAUGAUAAAACAACAUCGUAUCAAUAUGAAAGCAUGCGCAACUUGCGUUACUCGUUCGCGUUCCUGACAAGAUCGAUCGCCGCGAUCGUAAAUAGCGUGUAAGUGGAGAGGGACACGCGGAAAUUAUUGAUACUCUUCCAAUCGAUCACGAGGAUUGUCAUGGCAAACGCGGCUGAAUUAGAUUUCUAAAUGUCUAACCGGAGAGAAUGGCCGUUUAUAAACUUUCGAUGAUUCCAUCAAUCUUCCACCCUGAACUUUGUUCAAAUCGUAUUUGAACUACCAAUAACGAUCUAUUAUACUUAUUUUCAUUAUUUAUCGUUACUAUCAUUAAGCGGUGUCUCCCCAUUUGCAAUUUUCUGCUCGCUCUCUCUCUCUCUCUCUCUCUCUCUCUCUCUCUCUCUCUCUCUCUUCCAGAAGAUUUUAUUCAAAAAGAACAUCCGCUCAUGUCGCGUCACAAAGGAGCUCCGUAACUUUCACUUUAUAUUUUGCGCUUUGCUUCCUUUUAUUUCUAGCGAGGCGAAAGUCAAAAAUACAAAGUGGAAAAUAAUAAAGUUGCUUUAUUCAUUAAGAGGAUAUUCUACUUUUUCCGAGAAAAAACUUAUUUUUAAAAAUAUUUUAUAGAAAAAUUAAUGAAGCAAUUAAGAUGCACCUUUUGCAGAAAUGUUUAUUGAUAAUUUGCAGAUUAUAUAAUUAUAUUUUUUAUUAUCGCAGACUAUUCAAUGAAUGAUGUCAAAGACGAUUGUGGAGACAUUAAAUUCUAAGACUGUAUAUAGAUCCAUUUUACG